This is a messenger RNA of Xenopus tropicalis (tropical clawed frog), 2265 nucleotides long. The record is from RefSeq and is a predicted model, not a curated record. Lineage: Eukaryota; Metazoa; Chordata; Amphibia; Anura; Pipidae.
UGUGACUAAAGUUACAGCCAGCCGCAGCCACAUUGGGAUUCCCCUGCAGCACAGAAGCGAGUGUCGCUGUUUAUUGCAUAGCAAGAGCUAUCAGGACUGGUUUUACACAGUACAGAGGCAUAGGCGGACUAUUUGUGUUACUGUAACGGCGUAUCCAGCCAUUGGAGCCACGCCCACCGCACUAGAAAGACUUCAUAUCCCAUAAUCCACUUCGCCGGUCAUGUGACUGAAGCUAGAGCCAGCCUCUGCCGCAGCCAUAUUGGAUUCCCCUGCAGCACCGAAGUGAGUGUCGUUGUUUAUUGCAUAUCAGGAUAUCAAAACUGCUUCUGCACAGUACACAGGCUCAGACUAUCAGCGUAUCCAGCCAUUGGAGUCACUCCCAUUCGACUCAAAAGACUUCAUAUCCCAUGAGCCUCUUCCCCAGUCAUGUGACUGAAGCUAGAGCAGCAGCCAUAUUGGAUUCCCCUGCAGCACAGAAAAUCACCUGACACCUUCUGGUGCAAAAUGGCCGCCUUGGGGGGUUUGACACAUUCUCGCACUUUAUUUGUUGAUGACGAUGGGACCCCAAUGAGUUUCUAUGUACCACCUGGCCCAUUAAAGCGGCAGCUGUACCCUCUGAUUACUCACGGAGGUGGGGAAAUGUGUCGGAUGCAGCAACCUGGGGCUCUGCUUCUUUCUGCCCCUGGCAGUGCCCAGGGAGCCCAGUAUGUAUCCACUGCUUACAUCAUGGAUUGUGUGAGAAUAGAUAAACUUCUCGACGUAGAUGAUUACCGGCUGGAUGGAAGUCACGGAAGGCCGAGGAAGAGCCAGGGCAGUAAAAAGGAGGAAAGGGCUCCUCAGCAAAAAGUAGGCGAGAGCAGCCAAGAAAGUGAUCAGAAACAACAGGCUAAAGUUGGGGGAGACUUGGAGGAGGGAGAUAAGCUAUCUGACCCAGGGGAACCAGUUAAUGAAGAAAGUUUAGGGGAGUGUGAGCAGCAGAAGGAAGAAUGUAUCAUAGGAGAGAAGGGGAACGUGGGGCAGAAGUUGGGAGAUGUGCAGAAAGAGGCAGCAGAAUCCGAGCUGGAACCCGACAGUAACAAACUGCAGCCGGAGAAAGACAACAAAGAGAAUAAGAUGGACUGUUCUGGGGCUCAGAAGGUGAUUCGGAAAAUCUUGCCUCCCAAAUCUCCCCCUUUUUAUCUCACAGGAAGAAAUGUCUUUACAGAGAAGGAAGAUGUAGCUAUCCUGCUGUAUGUGAGAGAGAACGCCCCACACAGAGGCACUGGCGUAAGCUUAUGGAAGGAAAUGGAGCAGAAGCAAGUAGUAAAAAGGACGUGGCAAGCAAUUAAAAAUCGCUACUUCAGGUAUUUGAAAGGCAAACGUAACUACGUAUUGCCACUUACUGAUGAUUCCUCCUCACAAGAGCCUUCAGAUGACGAAGAGGAAUGUCCUCAACCAAUAACAAAGAAAUCUCGAAUCAGCGAUUCAACCCCUUGUACUGAAAAGCCUGGAGUCGCAGAGAAAACGGGUGAAAAAUUAAGCACAGAUACUUCAGUGGAAGGGCCCUCUACAGAAAAAUCUGAUGCUGCCAAAACCAGCAAUGUAAACUUACCCGUGGAGGAAAGGGGGCAGGAAGUUACUGAGGGUGCCAUUAAGCGGUCAGAAGGGAAUAAGAAAUCUACUGAGAUGAACGAGGAAGCGGUCAGCGCAUCAUCUAAAGAGAAUCAGGACGAUGGGGCAGAUUUGCACAUAUUUGAGAUUGCCAACUUGGAAUUUGAGGUGGAGGAUACCCCAGAGCUUGAGGUGCCAAAAAGGAGCUUUGGCCUUAAAGAGUUUGUGAUGGGAGAGGACCUUCCCAGCUCUCAGAGUCAGACACAGGUAGAUGAAGUUUCCUCCAGCCCAGAUGCUUCUGAGAGUGAAGGUCUCCAAGAAGCUUUGCUCAGCAUGAUGUCCGAGUUCAAACUCAGCUUGUGUGAUGUAACCCAAGCGUUACUUAAAAACAACGGGGAGCUGGCUGCCACGAGACAUUUCCUUCAGACUGGCUCUAGGCCUGAUGGCUAUCCCAUAUGGGUCAGAAAGGACGACCUGGACUUGCAGAAAGAUGAUGCAGAGACUCUGAAAAGGCUCAUCCAAAAAUAUGGUGCUGAUAAUGUUGCCAAGAGAGUUGCCUUCUUGGCUAGUUAGAACCUCCUGUUUCCACUGAGUGGAGUUUUUUUUUUUAGUUUUGUAAAGUUCACGUGUAUAUUCCUUAUUAUAAUGUUUUAGUAUAAAAGCCACACAAAGCAA